Molecule: messenger RNA, 711 nt
Organism: Psylliodes chrysocephalus
Lineage: Eukaryota; Metazoa; Arthropoda; Insecta; Coleoptera; Chrysomelidae
Source: the annotation of a GenBank genome assembly
UCGAAGUAAUAUCAUUUUUGCGCACAUUUUUCGAAAAUUUAAAAAUUAACCGUGGUCAUGAACGAUCGAGAAUUCAAUCCGCUAUUCGAGGAAAAUUUUAAAGAUAUAGAAGAUAUAAUCGAUUCCAGAAAACUUUUAGGACAAUACAAUGUUCAACCGACCGUUCACGGUAGAUACGCAUAUUCGCAACCAAGUCAUUUAAGCGAAAAUAUGGACAGAUACGAAGACGCGCUGAUGUUGAACGAAGGGGACUGUAUCAAUAGUUCCAAUAUUAAAAAGACUGAUUCUGAAAUUACGUUAGUAAGAGUGAAAAUUAGCGAAUCCACUCUUAAAAGACGAAGAAGCAAAUGGGAUAUGCAUGAUAUAGCUAUUCCAGGAGACGGAUCUCAUUUAGCAGAAAGUCCAUCACUAGUUAAUUUAGUAACACUUGUCGGUGACAUAAUUCCCUGCGAAGGAGAAGAAUAUCUAGUGCCCAUUUCAUCUUGGGACCCAUACUUCAAAGCUGAAGAAUUCAAUAACAGAUCACAAACAAAUUUAAACGAUCAAAUACUCGAGGAAGCUCAGAACGACAUGUCUGAAGUAAAAGAAGAACAUAGCGAAAACAGCGUCUCUAGAAAACCUUCGUGGGCGGGAAAAAUUUCGAAUUUCAUUAAAAAACAUAUCGGCUCGAAAGAGUCAAGUUUAACGAAAAUGGAUAGUACGAAAAAUUGA